Colletotrichum orchidophilum is the source of this 150-nucleotide messenger RNA. RefSeq lists its product as uncharacterized. The coding region runs from base 1 to 150 and encodes 49 amino acids. The record is from RefSeq and is a predicted model, not a curated record. Lineage: Eukaryota; Fungi; Ascomycota; Sordariomycetes; Glomerellales; Glomerellaceae. The transcript has a single exon.
AUGAGCCGUUCCUUUCCGCCGUUCGUCACCCCGUCACAUGCCCGACAUGUAAUUGUGACUCUUCAUUGGCAUCUACCGAUACUCGUGUUUCCCCGUAUGUGUGCUGGCAAAUUUUCUUCAUUUCUUUUUCGGUUUAUCUACGUGGUUUAA